AUGGGAAAUGCGCUUGUACGCCAGAUCUGUGAGGUAGCUGGGAUUCCACUUGUAACCAACACACCUCGUCAGGAUCUAAAAUGCGGCGCAACUCUAGGACCGAAAUUAGCAGCACAACUGGGCCUGCGCGUCGCAGAUAUUGGUGUCUCUCAGCUAGCGAUGCACUCUUGCCGAGAAAUGAUGGCGACCAAAGAUGUUUUGCACUUGUCUACAUUUUUUCUAUUUUUCUUCAACAAUUUCGCACAUUUAUUGAGCAAACACACUGGCAACUAA
Molecule: messenger RNA, 273 nt
Organism: Oikopleura dioica
Lineage: Eukaryota; Metazoa; Chordata; Appendicularia; Copelata; Oikopleuridae
Source: the annotation of a GenBank genome assembly